UUGCAUCUCUCCACAAAUUGCUCAUAUGUGCUCUUCUCUCCUUUAGGUGCACUGUCCCAGAACCAGGUCCACCCACUCCUGGGCUCCUUGCCUCUGCCGGGUCGACCUCUUCAGCCACAGAGUCACGCUCAGCUGGAGCACUUCCUGCCACUCAGAAUCAGCCGCUCCUCACCACUUAACCUCUUCCCAAAUUUUAACGCUAUGGACCCAGUGCAGAAGGCUGUCAUCAACCACACCUUUGGCAUGUCUCAACCCAAGAAGAAACCUAUCGUCUCAUGUAACAUCUGUCACCUACGCUUCAACUCCACCACCCAGGCCGAGGCCCACUACAAAGGUCAUAAACAUGCUCGGAAGGUAAAGGCCUUGGAAAACCAUAGGAAUCGACAGAGGAACAGACUAAAUGCAUCCACAGCAGGAAAGGAUGGAGAUAGAGGCAGAGAGGGGGCGCCAAUGGGAGGCGUAACAAUGCCUAUAGACCUGCCAUUGAAAGACAGAACAGACUCAGGCUCUCCAGCCCAACCUGCACUGCAGCAGCCUGAGAACAACCAGGAGAGCUCAGUAGUAACAACGUCAUCCUCGCAAACUUCAAACGCAGACUGCUCCUCUCUCCCCUGUCCUCAACAAGUCUCCCCUGGUUCUCAGCUGUCUGAUCUACCUUUGGAUGCUCCACAUGCGGAUGGCUACAUCCCAGCCACUGACUCAGCCCCACACUCCGACCCUCAGGGAAACUCCACGGCAAGCGGGGAGGAGGCAAAAAAGUCGCAAGAGGAGGCAAAAAAGUCGCAAGAGGUUAAAGAGGCCAAGAGCAACAAAAAACAUUUCCACUGUCCAACGUGCAAAGUGACGGUCAAUUCCAGCUCUCAGUUGGAGGCUCACUGUAGCGGGUCUAAGCACAAACAAAUGCUGGAUGGUCCAAACAGCAGUAAGUCACAUCGCAGGGUAAAGAUGACGUCAAUCCCAAGACCAAAAGCUCGACUGAAACAGCGGAUAGGCAGCAAGAGUCGAGCAGUUGGUGGUGCCACAAAGCAGGCUUUUCACUGUGAACUGUGCCAGGUGUCCGUCAACUCAGAGACACAGCUGAAGCAGCACACAAACAGCAGGAGACACAAAGAGCGUUUGGCAGGGAGACCAGUCAAGGCCAAGUUCGCCCCUUAUAAUAAACUCCACCCCAAUGCUCUCUUUGCUACUAAGCUGGCACUCCAAAAGCAGCUAUCCAAAGCCCUGCCGGCAGGGUUCCUGACCAGUCCGCUCAAUCCAGCUGCACUGUGCACAAUGACAUCCGGACCUUUAGCACUUCGACUGCCUCCAGGUCCGACAGCUAUUAUCCAAGGUCCUCUUAUUAGCCCUACACUCUUCAGGCCAGCCCCAGGACCUCUGAGGGCCACACAUGCACCGAUUAUCUUCUCUCCAUAUUAGCAAAGAGCAUUUGGAUUUGGGACGUACAGUAGAGUGAAUCUAAUCUAGCAAACUUAAAUGGUUAGUUUUGCCAGCAUUGGUAAGUACAGAAAAGCCAGAAUGAAGCCAGGAGAUAAUGCAAGCCCAUUGAGGACAAGACCAUGGGUUUGGCUGGUACAAGUCAUAAGAACCGCUGGUCCAGACUGAUCUUUUAAUGCUGAUUGCUCAGAGCUUCACCUUUACACAUGGAGGGACCAUCUCUCAGUUGUUUCAUGUCAGCUAACAUCUGAGUGCAUGUUCCUAAGGGUCUGGACCUAUCUGCAAGCCAUAAUGAUGCACACGUUUUAUUUUGAAUUUUAUAUAUACUUAUAAAGUAUAGUGUCAAAGUGAAUAAGUGUUGUUGCCAAAAUGUCUUUAACUUUAAGGGUUUCUAGUGGUACUGUGGGAUAACAAGAAAAUGACUUUGUCCAGGCUUUGGUUUCCAUAACCAAAUCCAAAGCCUGAAAGUACAACCACGUGUUAAUUUCCCAUAAACUGGUUUAUUCUAUAAGACCAGCAUUAAUUUAUGAGGUAAAAUACAAUGAACAUCUACAAUUUUGAACUGCUGAGUAUUUUGUAUGUCAAAAAAGUUUAAUUUUUCGGAUGUUUGUCUGGUAUGGAUCUUCUUUUUUUUUCAUUUCAGAUCCUCAAUUCCCCUCCUGUUUCCCUGUCUAUUGUUUUUUGUGUAACAAGGUGACAAUCAACCUAGUGAUGAUAGAGUGCAUUUAAUGUGUAAAAUGGAAUGGUUUAGAAUAAAAAUAAAUAUUGAAAAAUGAAAUUUCUUUGAAGCAAACCAUUAUAAUGUGUUUUUCAGUUGAUAGUUAGGUAGAUUCAUAGGAUGUCACACUAAGUCACCAUGUUUACUGCAGCAUUUAUAAGCAGGCUAAGGUGCAACACAAUAUGAUUUCUGUUUACACAACAUACAGAUGUCUCCACAGCACAACUGAUGAGAUCCAGUGCACUGAUUAAUACACUGAAAUGUCCUUAUAUCAACAUAAAACUGUUAUUGCCUGUUUUGAUCCUCUUGGUAAAUGUUUCAAACUUGCUUAUAAAAAAUUAAACAUGGAGACUCAAAGAAAGAUGUUUCCUGCACAUAAUGGCUUUACAGAAGCAGGUCAAAGGAAGCAUAAAGUAUUCUUUUUUUUUUAAAUGUGUCAUUCUCAUGUUUAUUUUUAUAGUGAAUGUUUUUUUUAAAACUGAGUAUUUUCAGUAUAGAUAUUUCCCCCCUGCAUAGCUUUGCUGAAUCACCUUAAGCAAUAUUUAUUUUUAAGUGUCACUUGUUAAGAUUAAUAAUUAGUGUAGCUGUGCAUUUUUUGCAAUAAUGUAAAUGAUCAUGUGGUAAAACUGUUAAUACUGUAUUCCAAAUGAACUAUAAAUAGUCCCU
Messenger RNA from Menidia menidia (Atlantic silverside), 2818 nucleotides. The record is from the annotation of a GenBank genome assembly. Lineage: Eukaryota; Metazoa; Chordata; Actinopteri; Atheriniformes; Atherinopsidae.